This is a messenger RNA of Lineus longissimus, 1190 nucleotides long. RefSeq names its product large ribosomal subunit protein uL15m-like. Gene Ontology annotation, molecular function: structural constituent of ribosome. The transcript is spliced from 4 exons. The record is from RefSeq and is a predicted model, not a curated record. Gene Ontology annotation, biological process: translation. NCBI's taxonomy places the organism in Eukaryota, Metazoa, Nemertea, Pilidiophora, Heteronemertea, Lineidae. Bases 2 to 877 code for a protein of 291 amino acids. Gene Ontology annotation, cellular component: mitochondrial large ribosomal subunit.
CAUGGCCGGAAUCGAUAAAGCGCUUUCGAUUAUUCGAACUCUGCCAAGAGUCGCUCUCAAUAACAUCAGGAACUUACCGGGCGCUGAUAAAAAGAAAAGAAUCCGACUGGGCAAGCACCAUGGCAUGAAAUGUGGUCGAGGAGAUGCAGGACAGAAUCACAAGGGCAACUUGCCCUACCUGGGACAUGCAGGAGGGGCAUCACCCUUCUACCUGAAAAUUCCCAAAGAACCUUAUUAUAAAGGGCAUCAUCUGAGGAGGGAGUAUCCACCCUUGUCGAUGUUGGAACUUCAGCGUAUGAUAGACCUUGGUCUAAUUGACCCAGAUGAGCCCAUCGACCUGUCUGUGAUCUGCAACACCAAGCGUAAAUCCCUUAAGCCACUGCAAAGACAUUAUGGAUUCAAUUUGACGGACGAGGGUGCUGACAUAUUUGAUGCCAAGAUCAACAUCGAGGUUCAGUGGACCAAUGAAGUGACCAUAGCAGCAAUCGAGAAAAAUGGUGGUACAAUCACAUCUCGGUUCUUCGACAUGGUUGCACUACAGGCAAUGAUUGAUCCUGUCGCCUGGUUCAAGAAGGGACGACCUAUCCCAAGAUGCAAACUACCGCCCCAGGAUGCCGUGGCACAUUACUCCGAUGCAAAAAAUCGAGGUUACUUGGCAGAUCCUGAUGAAAUUAGGGAGAAAAGAAUCACUUUAGCUCAGAAAUAUGGUUAUAUUUUACCUGAUAUAUCCAAGGACCCUAUGUUUGAUAAGCUUAUGUUGAGGAAAGAUCCAAGACAAAUAUUUUAUGGACUUGCACCAGGAUGGGUGGUGAACUUGAAGGACAGAAAAAUACUGAAACCAAAAGAUCCAGAAUUUAUGGAGUAUUAUAAUUCUUAGGGAUACAUAUUGGUACCAGUGCUCUUGUGACAGCUUUGCCCUAGAUUUUUAGUUGUGCUUCUUGGACUUGGCUAAAAUGUCUACAGUAUUUUACCUAUUAUGACCUCUACAUGCAAGAUGGGUCAUCAUGAUCAAAGAGCAGUGGUGAUUUCAAGUGAUUUUCCUGGUGGCAGUUAAAAUAGUCAUGUUUAGGAAAACCCUUUCUUGGAAUUGUAGUAAGUGUCAAGGUCAUGAAUGCUGACAUUUGAGGGGUGGAAAUGUAAUUGUUACUUUGUUUGGUUUGGAAGAAAUAAAUGUCUGGGUUUUGAAAGAA